CUCCAGCUGCUUACCCUGGAGGAGAAGGUCUCCUUGCUGGCCGGAGCCGAUACGUGGCAUACCAACGAGAUAAGCCGGCUCGGCAUCGGUUCCCUCAAGACAACCGAUGGACCCUCCGGUGCCAGAGGUCAGCUGGCAGUAGACGGACCAACGGCCGCGUUCCUCCCCGGGCCAAUCUGCCAAGCAGCGACAUGGUCCAAGCAACAACUUCGAUCUGUCGGUCAACUGCUCUGCGAGGAGACCAGGACAAAGGCGGCACAGAUCCUGCUUGCACCCACUAUCUGUCUCUCGAGAAACCCCCUUGGCGGCCGCAAUUUUGAGAGCUUCGGCGAGGACCCGUUCUUGACAGGGUCCCUGGCCACUGAAUAUGUUGCUGGUGUUCAGGAAACGGGCCAAGUGAUGGCCACUGUAAAGCAUUUCGUGGCCAAUGAGCAAGAAUGGCAGCGUUUCACCAUCGAUGCCAAGGUCAGCGAGAAGGCCCUGAGAGAGAUGUACCUUAAGCCUUUUGAGAUGGUGGUCCGAUCAAACACCACGCCGGGAUGUCUCAUGACAUCUUACAAUGUGGUUAAUGGCGCCCACGCCGACAUGAACCAACAUCUACUCCAGGAUGUCUUGCGCGGGGACUGGGGCUUCAAGGGCCUCGUCAUGAGCGACUGGGGCGGCACCAACUCGACUGCCGAGAGUGUAAUUGCUGGCCUCGAUCUUGAAAUGCCUGGACCGCCGAGCAAGAGAGGGGAGCUGCUACUCGAGGCUGUCAAUAAGGCGGAGAACCCCGAUGAGCUACUCAAGGCCAUUGACGCCUCUGCCGGUCAAAUUCUGUCCAUGUGCAAACGGAUGAGCCUCUUGGGUCUGUCUGAGGAAGAGGCUUUGCAGACUCGCAAACAUCUGGAGCAGUCAUCAACCACCCAGGAAGGCAUUAAGUUGAUGCGAACUGUUGCUGCCCAGGGAGCUGUCUUGCUGAAGAACGACAAGUCCACACUUCCUCUGAAGCCUUCUGGUCUCUCCGGCAAGCAAGUCGCCUUCAUCGGUCCCAAUGCCUUGGUUGGGACCCCAGGUGGCGGCGGCUCGGCCACCAUGAACCCGCAAUACCUCAGCCAGCCCAUGAGUUCUUUCAAGGCUGCAGUCGAGGCUCAGGGGCUGAACACUCGUGUCGUGUACAGCCAAGGAGCAUACUCUAAGAAAUGGCUCCCCCAUUUCAAGAAGGAGCAGUGGAAGUCUCGGACAUCAGGAGAAGACGGCAAGAAUCUGGUCCGCGUCGACUUUUACACUACUCGCGACCUCUCGGGCCCUAUCCUCGAAACUCAGCAUCGCAAUAGCUCCUGGGUCGACUUUGUCGACUCUGCACCGCUGCCUCUCCAAAAGGCCCACGUCCCCCCGUAUUCUUUCCGUGUCACAUCUACUGUGCGUCCUGAAACCACAGGAAACCACCGUUUCGGUGUUGCAAGCGUGGGUGAAGCUCGCCUGUUUAUCGACGGUGGGCUGGUCCUAGAGAACUGCAACUGGACUGAAACGUCUGAAGCCUUCUUUUCAUUUGGAAGCCGCGAGAAGAUUAGCUCCAAGCACAUGAAUGCUGGACAAACCUACGAUCUUGUACUCGAGGGCUGGACCAAGCCUGGCCUCUCAGAAGAAGAGUCGCUGCAUUUCUUUGCAGGACAUCCUUCAGUCCGCAUUGGAUUCGAAGAGGAGCUCCCAAAGAAUAUGAUUGAUACUGCUGUCAAGACUGCCGAUGAGAGCGACUACUCGGUUGUCAUCCUUGGCAUUGAUGACGAAUGGGAGAGCGAGGGCUACGAUCGACAGUUCAUGGAGCUCCCGGGCACCCAGAAUGAGCUGGCAGAAGCAUUGUUGACCAGAUGCAAACAUCCUGAACGUCUGAUCUUUAUCAACCAGUCUGGAUCCCCUGUUGAGCUUCCAUGGGAAGAAAAGUGCAGCACCUUGGUGCAGGCUUGGUACGGUGGCCAGGAAGCAGGUAAUGGGCUGGCAGAUCUGCUCCUAGGAGCCAUCAACCCAUCUGGCCGGAUGCCCAUCUCGUGGCCACGCAAGUACACCGAUCUCCCGUAUGCUGCAGACAAGGAGAUGUGGCCGGGAGUGGACGGCACAGUCAUCUACAAGGAGGAGUGCCAUCUUGGAUACCGGUACUACCUACACAACAACGUGCGCCCUCACUUCUGGUUUGGUUACGGACUGAGCUACACGCAGUUUGAGUCCUCCGUCCAACUUGAAGGGAAGAACCCAGAUUCGUGGACCUUCAGCACUACUGUCAAGAACGUUGGCAGUGCCGAUGGCGAAGAAACAGUUCAGCUCUACGCCUGGCCAUCCGGAAAAGAGGCCAAGAGGCGAUUGGUUGCUUUUGACAAGACACCUUUG
Molecule: messenger RNA, 2364 nt
Organism: Fusarium vanettenii 77-13-4
Lineage: Eukaryota; Fungi; Ascomycota; Sordariomycetes; Hypocreales; Nectriaceae
Exons: 3
Biological process (GO): glucan catabolic process
Molecular function (GO): beta-glucosidase activity
Source: RefSeq, a predicted model, not a curated record